CAAUUAAUUGUCAAAUACGUGCUGCCUCUUGUCAAUAAUUACAUUCGUAAUUACAUUUUAUUGGUUUUUUAAUCAGUGUAUUUACUUUAAUAAUAACAUUUAUCCAAUUUGAAUAGGUUUUGUGAUCAUACCGAUGGUGUGUGUAUAAAGAUGAGCUGCUUAACUUGCAUUCGAGGUCUGAAGAUAACAUUCUCAUUCAAAGACAAGGAACUGAAUAAAAUAGCAGCAUUUUUUAACAUAUUGACUUUCCUGUUGACUUGUGCAGCUUUAGUGCAACCAAGUUGGUUUCGAAUUAAAGGCCUUCAUUGCACUCAGAGUUUAUCGUUAACACAAUUCUUCACAUUUGAUGAAGAUGACGAUGAUAACGACAAUCAAAUAAUGAUACACCAGACUGAUUUUGAUCCUAUCAAUAGAUCUGACUUCAACGGUCUCCCACCAUGUACAACACCAGAAAUUAUAACGCUUAUGAGAGUACUCAUACUACUCUGCUUUAUGGUGCUACUUUGCUCCUGUAUAGGGGUCCUCAUCAACCUUACCAGCUUGAAUAGCAAAGCUAUAAAAAUGCUGAGAAGGAAUGCUGUGCCUAGUAUUAUGUGUGUCUUCUGGGUGAUUGCUAUUGUGGGUGUGUGCUAUUAUACAACAGUUGUGUUGGGCAAUGCUAACAAUGGUGACCCUAAUACCAUACAAGUUGAUUAUGAAUAUGGAUUUUACACAAUAACUGCAGCAGGUGCCUUGGCAUUAUUAGCAUCAGCAGCCAAUCUAUGGGGUGCACCAUUAUCAAACGACGAAGAUGUGCAACGACGAAACUUAAUGGAAGACUGGGACGGAUACGAAGCUCAUAGCGUAGGUCCCACGCCAGCUGUGCCUACACUCCCUCCUUACUCCCCAAACCCCAAUUUCAUACCAUCAGCUCACCCGACAUUCGCCCCACCCGUCCUUGGCACUCAACAAUAUUUCCCCUUCGACGACCUUUCCAUCCUACCACCUCCACCACCAUAUACACCAUGAUCUUUUUUGAUCUUACAAAGAAUUUCGUCGUUUUUAGUUUAAACAAUGUAUAUUUUUAUACAAAAUGGUAUACAAAGAUGUGUAUAUCUUGAAAAUUUUUGCUUUAAUGAACUAUGAGAGAUAACUUGUGUGUAAAUCGUAUAGAACAAUGUGCACUAAUAACAUCGACAGUUGUUGCUUAAAUAGUCUGAUAACUAGCCCAGGCAAUAACAUUAAACCUGUAGAUAACUUGAAAGAAUUAUAGGGAAAACGGAAAUUGUAAUAAAGUUGUCAACAGUUGUCGCUUAAAUAGUGUGAUAACUAGCCCAGGCAAUAACAUAUAACCUGUAAACCAUAACUCAAAGGAAUUAUUGUAGGGGAAACUUAAUUUUUUAUAAAGUAACAAGAUACGCGCGAAUAAAUAAACCUUCUUACAGUCAGAUAAAAAGGAAUGUUUAUUGUUUAAAGGACAACUGGCACCAUUAUAUGAAAACCCAGGCAAUACAGAUAUAAAAUGGAGGGGAAUAGAUAGAAUAAGUACUCUAGUUUACGAUAAUAUUAUGGCAUUGACCUCUAAUAAAAGGAUGUACAAUUAUGUAACAAAUUUCACUUAAAAACUGGUCAAUUUUGCUUUGACAAUUUUAGAGUUAUUGGUAAAGAAAAUUAUAGCUAAAGGCCUUUAAAUAUAGUCCAAUAUUCAAUAAAAUCCUAAAUGCAGAGCAAAUUCAAUCUUAAGGAUUGAGUUUAAGAUUGAACUUGCAAAUACAACUACUUAAAUUGAGUGCUAAGAAGUUGUGUUUGGCACUCAUUGAGUGGGGACGUUUUUUCGUCUCUGAUUGUGCAUCCACUUUUUAAUAGGAGAUCGAUGUAUUGUGGGUAUUGUCAUAUUUUUAUUGGGAAUCAAAAUAAUAGUAGCUGUAAUGAUUCCAUUAAUAAAAUUAAAGCUGUACAAUAACAUUCAUAAGCAUCAGGUUUUUUUAUUGACCUGCAACUUUUACUCCUACAGUAAAAAAUAUAUACAUAAGUGAGAUUUAAAGUAACAAUUUAUAUCUAGUUUGUUGCGAGAUUUUCACAAAUCUGGUUAGAUAUUGCCUGUUGUCCUUUCAUUAUUAUUCGAUUUUUAACAACAGUAAUGUAUAUUGAAUAAAAUUUCAACUCUAACAAACAAAAAUUUUAAUAAAUCGAUAGGUAUUUAUAUUAUAUUUACCAAUCAAAUGACUUACUCCCUACACAUUCGACAAACUAUCAGUUUUUAAAUAUUUUAUUUUGGAAUUGGACAAGUCCUAAUUAAUUAAUCUUAAGAGAGCAUCAAUCUCCUAUUUUAAAGUGGAUGUACAAUCAGCGACCAAAAAACGUCCCCACUCAAUGAGUGCCAAACAUAACUUCUUGGCACUCAAUUCAAGUAGUCUCAUUUGCAAAAUCAACCUUAAACUCAAUUCUUAAGGUUGAAUUUGCUCUGAAUUUGGGAUUUUAUUAAAUAUUGGACUAUAUUUAAAGGCCUUUAGGUAUAAUUUUCUUUACCAAUAAUUCUAAAACAGUCAAAGCAAAAUUGGCCAGUUUUUAAGUGAAAUUUUCUACAUGAUUGUGCAUCUUUUUAUUAAAAGAGGUCAAUGUAUGAGAGUGAUGAUUGUUCGAUUCACAGAGAAGAAGCUCUUGACUAUCUAAACUUUUUGAUAGUCGUGACAUUUGCUUAUCUAAUAUUAAUAAAAAAAAGAGAUGCAUAGUAAAAUUUAGGAUGUUCUUUAAAUCGAUCAGAAUUUUAACAAAAAUGUUUAACAUAAAAUAUUGUAAUUGAUUAAUUACUAUAGGUAUAUCUUAGUCUGAAACGUGUGAUAAAGUGAAAUGAAUCUCAAAAUCAUUACUAACUUUUAAUCUCCUAGUUAUUUUCACAAUAAAAUUUCAGAAAUAUUAUGUUAACAACAAAUUAGUAGUAGGUAGGUAAUCUCAUUCACCCUUAAACUGUCUCGGUUAUGAAAAAUAGAUCUAAAUAUUAUGAAUUGUGGUAAAUCUGUAAUUAAAGAUCUUAGUUAAGAUUAGUUUUUGAAAAUUUAAUGUCAAUAUUCCAAUUUGUUUCAGUGUAUGUGGUUGUGAGUUUCAUAAAUGUUCUCUUGUAAAUGUGAUUUGCCAUUUUAGUGCCUACUUUUGUCUAUUCUCAAAACGCUUUAAUAUUGAUAAAAUCAAUGAAUCAAAUCAAUUGUUUGUAAUUAUUCAACAAAUCACGUUUUGUGGGACCUUGUUUUUAAAUUGCACUAAAUUUUCGUCAUUUUUGAUGAUAAUUUAAAGUAUAAACUAGUUGAUUAUACAAUUAAUUACUAUAUUUUUAACUUUUCACUUUAGAAAUUAUUGGUUUGAAAUAAGAGAGAUUACAAAUACUCUUUAACUAAUAGAAGAAAGGAAGAACGAAAUAUUAACAAAAUAAAUAUUUCUUAGGAGUCCUUGAAAAUUAAUUUUUAAAUUGUCAAAGAUUUAAAAUCAGCUAAUAGGUUAUUCAGAAAAGGUUCAAAAUUUGACCAUUGUUAUUAUACUAUACUCAGAGGUACAAUUAUCCGCCCUCUUUAAUUUGACGUGAUUAUAUUAAAGUGGGCGGAUAAUUGUGCCUCUGAGUAUAUUUGGAUUUAUUGAGUUGUAUUAUUAUUUUAUCUUAAGCUUGUUUAAUAAAUUAUGGGCCUUACCUUCUUGGUAUCUUAGAUUAACAAUGUGGAAUUGAUGCUUUUCUAUUGAGUGUAUUAUGUGCAACACUAAAUUUUUCCAAAUAUUCUAGUAUGUAAUAAAAAUAUUACUGUUAGUAUUUUUUAAAUUUGUCUAUAUUUUGAUAUAUCCGUGCCUAUUAUGCCUAUUAAAACCAUUUCUCUGACUUAGUGGCGUAACUAUACCAUCUGAUAACUGUUAAUUAAUAAGAUAGGGCAUCUAGAAAAUUGAGUAAUAUCAAAUGUUUUUUUAAAUAUUAGUUUCACUUCUGAAUCUUGUGGCAUUUUGCCAUCCUAUAUUUACGCCACUGGCCUAAUAUUUCCUUGUUAUAGCUUAGCAAAUUCGUUCGUAACACACCCGAUGGUCGGCGGGGGCCAGGAGUCGGGUAGCGAUGACAGAUAAACUCACUACUGAUGCACCCCACUUCCAGCCCUAGCCCCGCGCGUACGACUUUACAACCGCGUAUUCCUUCCCUCCCCGUCGCCCGCAUACCAUCAUCAUUCAUACAUACCAUAGUCAUCAACGAACUAGCCAAGCUAUAGCUAUAAUAUAAUUGGAAACUGUACAUAAAUGUAACUAGCAGGGUGAUAAAUGAUAUCUGUGAAUGAUUUAAAAUAUGAGACUCCUCAAUGAUUGUUGAUUGAAAUGACAUUGAAAUUCUAUGUACAGGCUCAUGUUUUGUAUUGUUCACUGAGACACAUAAUUAUAGUCUGGCAAGUUCAUUGAUGACACUACCAUGAUAUGCGGGCAACGAGGGGAAAGGCUGCGCGGGUGUGAAAUCGUGCAUGCGGGGAAGUGAGGUGUGUCGGUUUUUCAUUCAUCGCUACACAUCUUACACAUCAGGAGUGUAACGCACGAAGUUGCCAAGCUAUACCCUGUAGACCUGUUAAGCUACUCACUAAUUCUCUUACAAUUGAAAGCCACCAAACUUGUUUGACAUUAAAUGAAUAUUCUAUUAUAAAGAACUAUGCUAUGUAAUGUUACAGUGAAUUAGAAAUGUCCUGAGCGGAUUAUCCACCUGGUGGUAAAGAGAAAACCAUUGUCUAUUAACAGAGCAACACUUUGCAAAGCAAAGCAAGCAAAGAGCAUGUGCUACUAAGUGCCACCCUGUAUCCCAUCAUCCUGAGGUGUGUGUCAUGUAUUUUAUGCUCAUAGCUUGUGUGCCCAUAGGCGUAUAUACCGGGGGGAGUGGGGGGGGGGCGUCCCCACCAUAAAAUCAGUUGAGCCGUGCCUGCCACAAACAUUGUACACAUUUUUAUGUCGAGUAUCGACUCUGCUUAGUGGCAUGUCAUGGGCCAGGCCCCCCCCAGGCAAUGAUCCUAGAUACGCCAAUGCGUGUUCCUUUAAUUACACUGGCAACCAUUACACAAUGCCUAACACUUCAAACACAGCAAUGCUUGAUAUAAGAUUAAAUUAAUGUCAAAAAACAACUAUAAUAUAAAAUAUUCCUAAGAGGAGAUGCUGUUAGAGUUGUUCUGACCAUCUCUUCUGCUUCUAUCUUCGGGGCUCAUCAGGCAUUACUUCUACAGUCGCCUACAGCACUUAUUCUGUCAGAAAUAAAAAGAACAUUGUCAGAAAGGCUUGGUUUAUUUUUUUUUUAACAAAGAUAGCUCUUUUUCAAUCAUGUUUCGGUUGCUUUGGAUAUUGUUAUAAUAUAUACAAACUUCUGAGUAACUGGUGUAUAUUUCAUGUUACCAAAAACUAUAAAUGUUAAUAGUGGUAUUAUUUGUUAAAGUAUAAACUCUUAGACAUAAGGAUAGUUAUUCCCAGUAUUAUCUACUGGGAACUUUAUUUUUACAUUUAAAUAAAAACAAGAGUAACAUUUUAUUUUUGUGUAAGACUAAUAUGCAAUACAUAUCUAUUAAAAAUA
Messenger RNA from Bicyclus anynana (squinting bush brown), 5545 nucleotides. RefSeq lists its product as uncharacterized. The transcript is spliced from 4 exons. The record is from RefSeq and is a predicted model, not a curated record. Gene Ontology annotation, cellular component: membrane. The coding region runs from base 151 to 1008 and encodes 285 amino acids. Lineage: Eukaryota; Metazoa; Arthropoda; Insecta; Lepidoptera; Nymphalidae. Gene Ontology annotation, biological process: negative regulation of cell population proliferation; negative regulation of TOR signaling.